UGCCGUACAGGUGGAUCAUGUCCCUGUCCAAUACCUUAUCCCAUGGGUUGUUGAAAGAUCUUGGCAAACUUGCAGAGUUGAAAGGACGGGGUCUAAUUCUUGCCCGUCACUUCGAGACGAUAAAAACACAUGUGAAGGCGGGAAACUCCGUUGCGAAGGAGCGGUGGGACGCCAUCGAGAGUGCGUGGGGGUUGAAGCAGAACGGUAUCUUCGACGAAGGAGAGUGGAUCGCGCAGAUUGAUUGUGAAAUCCAGGGCAUUAUCAGCAGCACCCGCCUGCCCUUGUCAUCCCAACAAGAUGCCAGCAGCGCACGAGGUGCUGCUGCACCUUCUCAGNGCGCACGAGGUGCUGCUGGACCUUCUCAGCACCCAACUGCUGCUGCAGCGGGUACCGCGAGGAGGAAGGUGGAUCGAGGGAAGCACGCCAGGGAGAGAGCUGCGAAAGGCACUUUAGGCGGCAACAUCUGCAACGCGUUCUCGAUUGGCAGCGGACAACCGAUUGAGCGGACUCGUGGUGGAGCGAAAGAGUUCGUAUCCGGUAUCAGCUUCCCGCUUCCGGCCCCGGAGUCCCGCCGAUCCUGCCCUCACUGUCCCAUGGCCUUCGUGAACGAGCAAGGCCUUGGGAUCCACCUGAGAACGCAGCACAGCAGUGCAAACAUGUCCAACGGCGUGCGGCUGCGGCGGAUGCUACAGAAGAAUCUCGAAGGGCGUGUCCUGCCGUGGGAAGAAGCCGAGCCUGGGCGUUGUUGGCACGUGAAGGUCGAUGAUGCGACGGGGGCGGUUUCGUUUGUCCUCCAGCGGAAGCGCUUUCUCGAUCUAGACUUGGAAAGCGACGGCUUUAUGGACCGCGAAACCAAGGAAACUCGUGGAGCUCCCAAGCACAGGCGAUACGACUAUAGGUUCAAAGCCAAUGCUGUCAACCAGCUGCGCAUCCUCGAGGACAACGCCGCGGACCUCUGGAAGGAGGAGGAGCGCACGCCUCUUCAGUACUUAGAGGAUCGUCUCAAGGUUCACUACAGCAACAUCGUGAAGUGGGCCAAGGACGAGAAGGGACGGCGAAAUAAGAACAUGGCCAAUAAGAACACGUGCUCGGGUUGGGGCAGCCAGUAAGAACUGAGUCUCGCUCAAAAUAGGAGGUUUUUAAGUGCGGGCCUCAACUGUAGAUCA
Messenger RNA from Ectocarpus sp. CCAP 1310/34, 1166 nucleotides. The record is from the annotation of a GenBank genome assembly. NCBI's taxonomy places the organism in Eukaryota, Phaeophyceae, Ectocarpales, Ectocarpaceae.